Mya arenaria is the source of this 12113-nucleotide messenger RNA. RefSeq lists its product as uncharacterized. NCBI's taxonomy places the organism in Eukaryota, Metazoa, Mollusca, Bivalvia, Myida, Myidae. The coding region runs from base 144 to 878 and encodes 244 amino acids. The record is from RefSeq and is a predicted model, not a curated record. The transcript has 5 exons.
UGGACGCAUAUAUUCCAAUAAAAACGAAAUGAAAGGUUUAUUUUGCAAAGAUUUAAAAGUUUUAUUUGUAACAUUUAAAAAAAAAAUGAAUUCAAAGAAUUUAUGGAUCUUAAUUUUGGUGAUUAUUCUAAAAGAAGGAUCUGAUGCCGAUGAUGAUUCAAGGUGUGGUAAAUGAACUAAAGAGGUUAGUCAACACGUAUAGGUCAACCGAUUACCUAAACUGGUGGGUGGGGUUAGAAUUUGGUGGCGAGCCCGCGCAGUGUAGAUGGGUUAGUGACGAAGAGUUCAACUCUAAACUAACUGAUUGGGCUCCGGCACAACCAGGAGCCCCGGCAGACUGUGCUAUGUUCGACUACCAGGGGUAUCUCCUUGAAGAAGACUGUGAGUUGCAGCACCCGUUCAUCUGUGAACAAAACCGUACAGCUUUAACAAAUACAACGGCCGCCACAACUUCAACUUCUACAGUGGCACCAGUCACCUCCACUGGGGAGAUGGUAACGGAACAAGAAUUCACUUCCGGUGGACCAGAAAUCUCAACAGUGCGGACCGGGCAGCCGACCACUCAGCAUACGACUCCCGAUGUCGGUCCAAACCAGCCGACGCGUAACCACACGGAUGAACCGACGGAACUUCCGGACGUCAGCAACCAGACUAGCGGUACACCGCGACCAGACAGUGGCAGCGGCAGCAGAAAUGAUCCUAAUGUUUCGACUACAGGUCAGGUGCAUAAAAAUAAUCCCGCUCUGAUAUCCAAAGAACUAGACUGUGGUAUUUUUUUCGGCAUUGCCAAUAUUUGGAUUAUUCAAAUAAUCACGUGGUAUGGAGAUGCGCGGUUCUAUCCUUACGUAAUACUAAAGGCAACAAAAGUGGUCGAAUAGGACGAAAUGCGUUGUCAGUAACGAGAUGUAUGCAUACUUGAAAUGGCAUCCAUCCGAAAUAAUAUGUGAUUUUAGUCAUUUCUUCGUAUUAUUUAUUUUAUGAUUUCACUAUUUUUACUUUGACUAUUUAACGUCCUGAUUACGCUUUUAGCUUCCACUGUACAUAUUCUCCGUUUUUAUAUCCGUUUCGUCUUUGUGUGCGCAUUCCGGAUACAUGCAUAAACAAAAUGCAUAUGAAAGUGGCCGUUAUGCGGUUUAAGUCACAUCAAAAAGUAUGAUUCAGAGCCACAUUUUUGGCUGUUUGACAGGUAAUAGGACAUAUUCAACAUCUUAUCAUGAAUACACGACAAUAUUUUCACUUACUAGUAAGGGUCCCAUAUUUACAGACUUUUGUAAACGUUUACACGGGACAUUAUUAAAACGAAACAAUGCCGUUAAUUAAACGUCGUAGUAAAUAAAUAGUGCCUGUACGCGCACAUAAACUAUAAAGAUAUUUACAGAGGAUAUUUGUUUAUUUCAGUGUAAGAUCGUAUUUUAUUUCUUAAUUACCCCCUUUUUUGGAAAGGGUGUUAUUUAGGAAACCACCCAUGGGGCGCCCCUCACGCAAAAUUAUAGCUGUCAACUUUUCUAUUUCCGGUUUGUUGAGAAAUAGUUCUCUGCUAUUUAUUCUUAUAGAUUAUUAUUCGCUCGUUUUUUUAGUGCAAAGCUUUUAUGAACAGUAAUCAGUGCGGUUUUAUAAGUGCAAAUAUGUUCCAAAAAAUAACGAAAACACUUUUAUUUUAAGUGGGGCAUGAAUACAUAACCAAAUUACUACGACGCUAUUGAAUGAAUGAAUAGUUGGAAGGUCAAAUGUGUUGGCAAAACAAAUGCGGAUAUUCAUUGGAUUUUAAACAUUCUUCUUAGUUUAAGACUGCAUGUGUUUUAUAGUAAAUGGAUAUUCAGUCAUCUACUGUCAGAGACCAGUCUGUUUCGCUUGAAAACAGGUUUGUUUUCCAGGUAAAGAGUGAAUGCCACGCUAGUUUGUUGACAAAUUUUGAGCCGUGGGUGGGGUAAAAAUAUCGGAUUAUCUGUAUAUUGUUGUGUUAAUUUUCCGGGAAGCUCAUUUUACGUAUUACAACGGCAAACAGUUCAGAAUACAAUUGAUCGAUGAUAUAAAAUUCUUGUUAUGUUCGAACAGUUGUUUUCGUCUGUAAUUUGUUUGUUAUGAAAGCAAAUUUUCGAACAUUCAGCUUCAAGACCAAGAAAAUGUUUGAAAAACGGGAUAAACGGUAAUAAAUGGGAAGUUGUUAAUUUCCAAUUAUUUAUUUAUUUAAAUUUAUAAAACAUUUCUUUAAUGUUUAAACAUUAUUUUGCCAACAUUUACUGGUUCAAAGUGAAGUGUUCUGUUUUGAUCAAGGCAAGUAACUACAAAGGAUUUUAAAAGUAGUUCUGAAAGUUGAUAUUUUCACUCCUUAUUUUACAGUUAAAAAUAUCAAAUUGAUGACCCCAUAUUUCAUCGAAAAGCAUGAAAGAAACAUGUUUAUUUGAUUCAUUUUACAAAUUGUACGAAUGAAUGAACGUACGCUAGUAUUUUAAACCGCAAGCAUUAACAAUCAGUAUAUAAAUUAAGUUCUUAUACCAUUAUAUCAUAAAUCUUUGCACAUAUCUAUCAAAUACAAAAUAUUUUCACGAUCUUACGUUCAUAUUUACGCCGAAAACACUCAUGUUGUGACAUCAUCGUUGCACUGUUGAAGGCUUUUUUAAAAUUUUAUAGUUGGAAAACACUGUUUUGAAGUAGUCCAAUCUCUGCACUAUUAAGAUACUUUACAUAUCAGGGCAUUUCAAUUACAUCUGUAAAAAGUCAGAUUUUUUCUCCCAAACGUUAAUUUCGAUGAUAAGCAGGUUGUCAACAUUCUGUUAAAAACAGGCCCUUUGUCAGCAUUUCCUGAGUAAUGCGGCCGAAGUAUAUUUAGGAACACACAGGGGCAUGCUCCCGUAGGCAAGGCUUAUAUUUCACGAUAUAACAUUUGAAGCCAAUUACCAAUCUAUUUUUUCAAUGGUUUAUUUACCCGUUUAGGUAUGUAUUUUCAUGCUAAGGCAACGGCUAAUCUCCCUUUAUGGUUAACAGUAAUUAUUUGAUAUGGAAAGCCAAAACAAUAAAAGCAAAUGUUGUAAUUACAAAACUAUUUUUCCGUCAAAGCUUUUCAUUGAAUGAAUUAACACUGCAAAUUUGUAAAGAAUGAGUAUCAAAAUGGAAAGCUACACUUUCAAAACACAAAUUAUUAGCGAUUUAUUAAGAAUAUUAAAUUUUCUCUUUGGUCAUAUACAAAGUGUUUUUUUUUCUAAAUUGUCAUAUAAUUGGUCCCAUUCUAAUUAACAAGAAUAUACCCAUUUAAAUUAUGUGGUAGCAAAUUCACUUUUUCUCCAUCAUUUUGACCGGUAUGCUUUAUUGCCAAACAGUCCCAAUUUAAUCUUACACCCAGAUAUUAUUUUAUAAUUUUCUCUAUAUAUUUCCAUUCACAAUUGCUUUGUUUCCAAACAAAAUAACACGUUGCGUGACACAAAACAGAAUGGAAUUAAGAAGUGUCUGCAUAUCUCUUCUUCUACACCAGCGAUUUUUUUGUCUUGCCCUUAAAAUACAAUAACAUAUACUCAUUACAGUUUCAUUGGAAUACAGCCUUGGACUUUAUGAUGCUCGUUUAGUGCUUUUACAUACUUUAUAACAAAUUCAACCGUUAUAAAUUUAUUUUGAAUGUUGCUUUACUUUAGACAGAGGAUGAUGAAUUAUGAAACAAUUUGUAUGGUAAAUAGCCUGCAGUAAUUGUUUCAGUGAUUGCACAGUGAAAUAAAUAUCACACUUGAUUUAAGAUAUGGUUGUCUUUGAAUAAACCUUUAGCCGCUGGACUCAUGAUUAUUUCUUAUUUCCAAUAUUUUUAAUUGGUUUCAUGAUUGUCUCCUGACCAGUGGCAACACAGUUGUGUCUAACUGCCCCCAAAUGGAGGUAUAUUAUAUACUGAAGUCGCAAUGGCUAUAUGCCUUUCAGUUCCUUUGGUUUUACAGCUGUAACUGACUCAAUUUUAUUUGAUUUUUAUUGAAUUUUACAUCAUCAAUGAUCAACGGAAGUUUUGUUUUGCAAAUAAUUUGUACUCAAGUCGUUAAGGCGAAGGUCACGUUAAAAAUGACGUUUCCAGCCGAGGGGUGAUAUCAAAUGUAUCCCUCGUGUCCAGCCGAGGGGUGAUAUAUAUUACCAAAUGUAUCCCUCGUGUCUUGCCAACGCGUGAUAUAGAGUACUAAAUGUAUCACUCGUGUUUUGCAGAGGCUUGAUAUAUAGUUCAAUUGAAUCCCUCGUGUCUUGUCAAGGCGUGAUAUAUACCACCAAAUGUAUAUCUUGCGUCCUGUCGAGCCGUUAUAUGUAGUACAAAUGUAUCCCUCAUGUCCUGUCGAGGCGUGAUAUAUAGUACCAAAUGAAUCCCUCCUGUCCCGCCGAGGAGUGACAUAUACAACUAAAUGUAUCCCUUGUGUCCUGCCGAGCCGUAAUAUGUUGUACCAAUUGUAUCACUCCUGUCCUGCCGAGGCGAGAUAUAUAGUAUCAAAUUUACCACUCGUGUCCUAAUAAUGUCAAGAAUGUCACUCUGUGUGCGUUGUAGAGCAAAUGUUUUAAAAGUGUCUAUACAAAAACUCACUUCACUUAUUAAAACCACUUUCUCUGAGCUUUCACAUUCAACACAUUUAUUGUCAUCAUCUUGGUUGAAGGUAUUUACGGCAGAGUUCUUCAUCUCAAUGAGAAUGACAGAAACAGGGCGACCGCAGUUUUUCAUGGUGUUUUCGCACGUAUAAAUAUUGCUCUAAAUGUAAGUGAGGGUGCUUAAGUCCUGAAUGAAUAGGUCACGCAACAACCCAAACCCAACCAGGGAUGGGGGGGGGGAGCAUCAUCCUCACUCUCCUUGUCCCAAAAGCCGAUCUUCGUAAAACACUAAAUGGUAUCUGCCUUCACUUCGUUCCAGGAUGAGUUUAUCCAAUAAAUUUGCUGUAAGAUUUUCAAUACUCUGAGGAUCUCUGGACCGGUCUCUGAAUUGUGCCUUUCUAUCUCACCCAGCACAUAUGCAAGAUGCCUCUUCUUGUUUGUUAAAUUUCAACGUCUGAAUGAUGCCAGCGUGCAUUGGCCGCAGAACUUGAUUGCAGUUCUUAGGAAAGAACAGCAGCUUCACGUUUAUCAGCGUCAUGUUAGGGUGUACGGGUGCGUUGUCCACAAAGAAAAUGAAGUGUCUGUUCGCAGCCCUCAUUUUCCGGACAAGCGCCCAACGAAGCGAUUCCCGAAGACCCCGAUUAAGCGGAGAAGAGGCUGGCUUUCAUCGGAAGUUUGGCGGCGCAGACUCAUUCCCAGACGACCGUACUCUUUGAUACCCAACAACGCAUCACAGGCCAAAAUUAUCAUAAAGGUAUUAAUAUUGUACAAUUAUGUUGCUUUCAUAUAACAUUAAGCUGAUGCAGUGCCUGGGUUGCUUGUUCAUUACAAAACAGCGGAACAAUUGAUCUAUAUACCUCAGGUAAACAACUGAUCCACAUCUUUCAGGUAAACAAUUAAUCUAUGUGACACUUUGAAGGAAGACUUUAGUAAGUUUAUAGAUUAGUACACUUAUGUUUCGUAGUUUUGUUCACUAUCUUAACGUUUGUAUAAGGAUUCAAGCUUUUCACAUUUAAGUCGAAAACAUGCUUCGUAAAAGUUUCACAUUUUCUUUCUUUGUUUGGUUCAUGCGAUCACUUCAUUGUGGCAGUGGAAAACUACUUGUUUGAGUCCUGGAUGUAAGAGGUUUUAAUAGGCAAAACUUUGACCCUUCGGGGAAUAUGACGUACAUGUCUGCAAUGUAGUUAUGACUUCAUUUGAUUUAUACACAAGCCUAGUGGAAUAAUGUUUGCUUGCCUAACCGGUUAGUUUUGGUACAGAUAUAUAAAACCCUUAUAUAUAAAAUGUCUAAAUGAAAUGAAAAUCUCUCAGAGAGUACCUUUCUUGCGCACUGUCCUUACAAUGCAAUUUUUGUUUUGUGUAAAAGGUUCCUAGAAAAGGCCAGACUUCAUGCAUAACUGUACCGGAAACUUUUAAUUAUAUAUAUAUUUAAUAUCGAUAUGGUUGCGAAAAUGAGACUAAUUUAUUGCAUCUCGAUUCUAUUUGAACUUAUAACGGCAUGACAGAAAGCAACUUUCUCGUGCUUUUUGGACCAACAGGUGACUUUUGCUGCAUGAGCUGUUUCCGUUUUACUGCUGUUGGUGCAUGAAAAGAGCUCAUACCAGCGCCGCCGAAUGGGGUAACAUAGGUGAUAGUAGCUACGCAGGCUCCGCCUCUCGGUACGGAUUAGUUCUGGUUUAAUCGAAUGAUGGUCUUGAUUGUAGAUUUGUGUGUUUUGUUUGCAUGCAUAGUUCAUUGAACUGCAUAUUCAAUAAUGUCAUACAAAAGUAACCAUUCUAUUAAACAAGACCUAUGUAUAUUUCAUGAAUUUGUUUUAUUAAUAUUUUGAAACGGUGCAAAAUGCUUAUUUGUUCUAGAUCACUGUAUAAUUCACUACGAAUGCAUUGUAUUAGUUUUAAUUCAUCAGGAAGUUAAUUAGGGCGUUAAAUGAUUAAAUAAACUUGACAUUUAACACAUUAUCUUCCCUCAUAGCAUGUGCUUGAAUACAAGUUCACAACUACGCCUUAUAAUGCACGUGUUUGUUCAAGUACUUAAAAGUGGAUCGUUUCCCACUGCUUUUUCAUGCUUCAUAUAUGAGGUAAACGGUGCCAGUCAUCUUUUUCUUAAAAUACUAUCAUACCGCACCCGUACUUAGUAAUUUCUUCGUAAAUAAAAAUCCACCGUCGCUUCGCUGUGCUCCGCCCGAAUGGGUUACUUGUUCACGAAGAAACUUCUCUAUAAACUCUAACCUAUACUAAGAAAACUAGUUAAUUUCUAAUCCAACCCUCCAUCAAGCCGCUCUCUCCCAUAAUAUCCGGACCAACCCACUUUACGCGUUCCUCUCUUGUUGCAGUCCGUUCGUGGGGAGCGGAACUCAAUCCACAAACAUCUCGUGUUCACAAUAUUUGUGACUGAAAUCCUCUUCCUUGCUGGUAUACAGAGGACGGAUGAUAAGGUAUGUACAUUACUCGACAUUGAUAGUGGUCUCGUGGAAUAGGUUAUGGAUUCGAUCCUCGCCUGGUCGAGAGUGAUAUAGUUGUAAAGUUUUCCGCCUCUCACCCAAGAGGUUGUGGGUUCGAUCCCCGCCAUGAUAAAUUUCCAAAAACCUCUCAACACCUGUAUUGGUUCUACCCAGGAGACGUUAUCGAGCUAAACACUACUACCUCGUCGGAUAUGGUACAUAUAGAGGCAGGUCAAACAUUUCUACCUUGUCAGAUAUGAUACGUAUCGUAGCCGGUCAAACACUACUACCUCGUCGGAUAUAAUGUGUAUCUAGGCCGGACAAACACUUCUACCUCGUCGGAUAUGAUACGUAUCGUAGCCGGUCAAACACUACUAGCUAGUCGGAUAUAAUAUGUAUCGUGGCCGGUCAAACAUUUCUUCCUCGUCGGAUAUGAUACGUAUCAUGGCCGGUCAAACACUACUAGCUAGUCGGAUAUAAUAUGUAUCAUGGCCGGUCAAACAUUUCUACCUCGUCGGAUAUUAUACGUAUCAUGGCCGGUCAAACACUACUAACUAGUCGGAUAUAAUAUGUAUCAUGGUCGGUCAAACAUUUCUACCUCGUCGGAUAUGAUUCGUAUCGUGACCAGUCAAAAACUACUUCUUCGUCGGAUAUGAUACGUUUCAUGUCCGGUCUAAUACUACUUACUCGUUGGAUUUUGUUUGUGUCGUUGCCGGUCAAACACUACUAUCUCCUCCGUUCCGAACGUGAAUUUGCGGUUGAAAUGAAAUAUAUAAGUAAUGAAACACACAACAAUAGUGGCAGCAGUUUCUUCUUGAACAUUGUUUAUACAUUCCGAACCUUCUUGGUGGAAUUUCUUAUUAGGAUGAACGGUGGGUAUUUCUCCUCCAUAUUGCAGGUGAACCUGUUGAUAUUGAUGUACGCCAUGACAGCGGUGUUUAAACAUUCAGAGUAUGUAUUUACGAAGGACAAGUCCCCGACAGGAAACAUAAGGCCGGUGGUUAAUUGGUCUGUAUGUUUAAUAAAUAAUGAGAAAGAAAUGAGCCAGGUAUGUGGCUAUAUAAUAUGCAUAAUACAGGAAACUCGUUGAACACACUCUUUUUUCGGUUGAAAAUUAUGCCGAAAUUUGGCCUCCGUCAAAUCCCAAAAUGUCAACGCUUUCGCAAAUUGGGACUCAUGUUUUAAAUUCUUAUUUCUUGACAGGUUAAUCAGUAGAUAUAUGUUUUAAUGCAGUCGGGUGUUCUUAAAAUUCUCCAAAUCCAGUAUAAUAAAGGAGGCUUUGCUUUGUUUUUUUUCGUUUGAAAAUACAUUUUGGUAAAUAAUUUAAGACAUUUUGUUGCUAUAUCACAAUUCCAAGAGCCCACGCACCAUUCUCAAAAAGGGGGAGAAAAAACUAAAGAUGCUCUACUUUUUUAGCAGGUUAAAGGAAGUUGAGGCUUGAGUUAUUUCGUGGUUUAUUUUUACGUUUCAGCGAAAAGACAUAAAAUAAUGGUUUCAUUCUGCAUAGCUUAGUUUAUUUCAGAAUAUCUUAAUGCUGCACUCUCACAGAUCGGACGUUUUGACAACGUUUUUUUUUUGUCUUGGAACGAGCAGUUGUUUGCGUAAAUAUCUGAAAACCAGUGAUAAAAGACUGAUGACAAAAGAUCAGAUCGCAGAUUAUCAUAUUUCCUCUCCAAAAUUGAUGUUUUAUGUAUUUUUCUUAAACCGUAAGUAACGGUUUAAGCCAAUAAAACAUUAAAUAUGGAAUGGAAGUAUGAACAUUUGCUAUUUGAUCUUUUGUUAACAGUCUUUUAUCACUGUUUUGCAGAUUGGCACGCAAAAAUUCAAAGACAAAAGGUAGUAUUUACCUAUUCUUUACUUAUUCUUUUUUUAUAUUAUAUUAAAUGGAACAAUGUCCAAGCAAAUGCUCCCAUACUAAUCUUAGUAUAAUGUGUCCAAAACAGUGCGUAUGUUGCGGAAUUCCACGUUCCUGUCGUACUUUUAGCGCUUUAAUUUGUACAUUUUAUAUCCUUGAAUUCGUUACUUCCCGUUUCAACAUGCCCAGUUAAAUAUAUUUUUUACAAAAAAUACAAACAAAAGCAAUAGACACAAUAAAAGAAAAAGGAUGUAGUUUCAAUACGACUCAAGUGAUCAGUAUGUUUAAUUUUGAAAUCAGACACCUAGUUGGUAGGUGGUGAUUAAUAUUUCGUAAGUUUGAUAUUUGCAGAAAAACAAUUGGCAAUUUGGAAUAACCAGCCGGUGAAUGCAUGAACAACGUGUUUUAAAAAGUGUUUGUCACGAAGAUACAUAUGUGUACAUGCAUAAAAGUACAUUUAGCGUGUGAUUUCUUCACAUGUAUACCUUAAGACCAUAUAAAUAGACAACAUAGAAUCCCCAACCACCAACUGGUUGGAUAUUCGAAUUUCCAACUACCAACUACCAAUUACCUCCAAAUUGUACCGUCAUAAACAGAUACACUUUUACAUGUUUUACACAUCAUAUUUUGGUACUGUUUAAGGGCGUGGAUCCAAGGAGCCCUGGCACUUGAAGUGUUGCUGGGCCUCACGUGGGUGUUUGGCUAUUUCUAUAUCAGAGAGGAGGCCCUUCCAUUCGCAUACCUCUUCACCAUUUUCAACUCCCUUCAGGGCCUCUUUAUUUUCGUAUUCCACUGUGUACUCAAUAAAAGGGUAGAACUUCCGUACAUGCGUACAUGUACAUGUAUGAUUUUCAUUUAUUUGAUUUGUCGUAUUGUUAAACAUUGAAUAGCAAUGCGUUUUGUUUGGUAUUUCUGUCUUUCGAAAGUAUUGUGCGUAACUUACAGUUUAAAGAUCAUAAAGUUAUGCGGCGGCUUUUUAAUGCAUGACUUUUAUGCCAGUUCUUUUGGUUUAUCUAUAAUAACUACAAAGGUACAACCUGUAUAUUCUUUUCAUUUGGAAAUGUACAUGGUUAUAACUUUGAAUCCAGUUUUCUCUUCUUUAAGUACAACAAUAUACACUGUUCUUUUCAGAUCCGCAAGGAGUACGAACGGUUUAUCGACUAUCAGCGGCGGCCGUCAUCCAGCGGCACUCACUCCUCCAAGGCGAACGCUAUUGGUCACUCCAACGGCCUCCAGCUUCACCGACGCUCAGAGCCGGGUUUAAAAGACCUCACUAAGACAGGCAACGGCACGUCGCACGCUCACUGAUGCGUGAGAAUCCGGGUCGUGAUAUCACGAGGACCAAACUACAUGAAGCUUAUACUCACAACGUGCGUGAUAAUGCCACGUGCUAUAUGUUGGUGAAAAUCAGGCAUGUAUGCAUUUGCGCUAUAAGACAUCAUGUGUGUCUCGUGCACUAACUGUGUCCGUGGAUUAAAAGUGACAGCACCAAUAAUUCUGAGAUACGAGGAACCGCAUGAGUUCCAUGCCUCGGACAAAUUAGUCUAAAAACGAAAUAGUCCACUGAACAUUUGUACGAAACUUUAUAUAUAGGCCAAGCAUAUUAGCGUGUAUUAUUUGAUAGACUAGAACUCAGUACCGGUGUCUCUCUAUUUAAUGUGUUUGUGCAAAUUUGUGUGGACCAAACCUCGGAAUACCAAGAAAGCACUGCUUCACUAGUGAAGGGGCAAGGUGGUUAAAAAUAGCGUUAUAUAACGAAGCAUUAUCAGCCCUUCUUUGGAUAAUAGCAGAGAGUUCCGAUUGCUAAUGUAGUACCGUUACAAAGCGCUGUUUUUAAAGCUACUCGCCUAUUGUCCAAUUUUCUCGAAAGUUCAAAAGCAUAAAAAGCCUAAGUAGCUUAUUUCAUUAAACAAACUUUCUUUAACCAAAUAAAAAAGUAUUUUUUCGCGAUUUUUAUAAAAACAGAUUCCUUUUCAAGUUCAAAAAUCCUAAGGAAUAUGAAUAUUACACAAACAUUACCUAAAGAAAAUAGUGAGAUUAGCUUCAUCUAGUCAUGUAAGACUUUAGAUGUUAAUUUAGGGCCAGAUGUUAUUUUGUAUGUAGCAAUAUUUUGAAACUCAGAAGGCAUGUACUUGUGUUCAGUUUAGAAUAAGCCAUUGGUUUUUUAUUAUAAUUCGUUUUCGAUAGAUACGCUGUUCGUUAUUGUGUAUUGUUCAAGGAGCUGUGAAUUUUCAAAACAUCAUUUACUGAGACUGGUCAAUAGAUAGUAACUUUGCAGUAUAACGGUAUUCAUUUUAGGUUCCUAAAGUAUGCUAUAUAGCUAGUACAAUAUAACAUUGUUUAUGUUCAUAGUUAGGAUUUCAGGUUAUAUCUAUAAAUAUGGAUCCAUUUUUGCAUAAUACUCACAGGAUAUUGUCUGUAAAUGUGUUUUCACAAUUGAAUCAUUUACAUUAACUAUUGAAUGUAAGUUUAUAUAUUGUCGGUGAUUCUUAUUUAAUAUUAAUGUGCAUAUAUGUCCAACCCCCUUGCCUCAAAUGAUCUAUACGAAACCGCAGAUUUUACAGAUCAAUUAAAAGCGUAACCAAACACAAAAUCAUUGCAUUCUUGUUCACUUACGAAAUUAAUUUAAAAGUAAUUUAAUUUGGGAUGGCAUUCUACCUGUUUCGUACAAUUCACAGUAACUGCUAUAAUAACAUAUUAAUAUGAAAUAAGCAAUAUGCUCCGCUUCAUACCAAAUACAAUCAUGUCAUUGACUCAUACGAAAGUUUCAAAAUCUCUGUUGAAUGUUAAAGAUCUGCGACCCUAUCGUGAAGAAUCCUGAGAGUGACUUUGUACCUAGGAGCAAUUUUGUACCCAGGAGAGAUUUUAAAUAUUGGAGUUAUUGUGAAUCUAGUUGGAAUGUUGCAACUCAGAGCGAUGCUGUCCCUUGAAAUAAUAAAGUUUACCAAUGAGCAAUUUUGUAUCUAGGAGCGAAUUUGUAAGCAGAAAACAUUCUUUCUGUGAAAAACUUUGCACCUAGAGGUGAUUUGCUAUUUAGAAAAGUUUUUUACAGUACGGUAAUCUUGUUAAAUGUCCCUUCUAAUAUACGAUAUAGCUCUAAGGUUUCUUCAGAACCUCAGAUAUAAUAUAUUUUAUUCCGAAGUUGAACUCAUAUAAACUCUGUGAUAUCACUCAGUGUAAAGUCAUUUAAGCAUAUUUAUGUUUGAAACUUAUCUUUAAGUAUUUUCUUCUAUCUGUAUCAACAUACUUAAAAUGCAAUAAAAUCUGUAAAAACAA